CUGUGAAACAGCCUCAGAAAGGCAGACACAGAGAGGGCAGACCUCUGCUGGAGGGGGGGGGCUUAUUAUAACAAAUAUAUAUGCACACAUGAGUGAACUGUUUGGCUGCACGAUAGCUCAUAUGUGGGUAACGGUUAUUUUAGAAAAGCAUACCACCGCGGCUUUACAUUUAAAAUGCCUAUUUUAGUUUUUCUGUUAGACACGUCCGCCUCUAUGAAUCAGCGCACUUAUUUGGGUACGACGUAUCUGGACGUUGCUAAAGGCGCGGUUGAGAUCUUUAUGAAGCUGCGUGCCCGAGACCCGGCUAGUAGAGGCGACAGGUACAUGCUAGUUACAUUCGAUGAGCCACCAUUCGGAGUGAAGGCAGGCUGGAAGGAGAACCAUGCUACCUUCAUGUGCGAGCUGAAGAACCUGCAGGCGUCUGGGCUCACCAGGCUUGGGCAUGCACUCCGCACAGCGUUCGACCUGCUCAACCUCAACCGCCUCGUCUCUGGCAUUGACAACUAUGGACAGGGCCGCAACCCAUUCUUCCUGGAGCCAUCUGUGAUCAUUACCAUCACUGAUGGGAAUAAGCUCACAAACAGCUCCGGGGUGCCAGAUGAGCUGCACCUGCCGCUGAACUCCCCUCUGGCUGGCAGCGAGCUCACCAAAGAGCCUUUUCGCUGGGACCAGCGGCUGUUCGCUCUGGUGCUGAGGCUGCCGGGAGCAGCCGCGCCGGACAACGAGCAGCUCGGCAGCGUCCCCACAGAUGAGUCGGCGAUCACGCAGAUGUGUGAAGUCACGGGAGGACGGUCGUACUGCGUGCGAACACAACGGAUGCUAAACCAGUGUCUGGAGUCUCUGGUGCAAAAGGUUCAAAGCGGCGUCGUCAUCAACUUUGAGAAGACCGGGCCGGAUCCGCCUCUCGGAGAAGAAGACAACUCUGUGGAGUCCAGUCGUCCCGUUUCAACCUUCAACGCACAGCCCUGGCACAGCUGCCACAAACUAAUCUAUGUUCGACCAAACCCAAAGACAGGGGUCCCGGUCGGCCACUGGCCCAUACCAGAGUCUUUCUGGCCGGACCAGAACUCUCCAAGCCUGCCGCCUCGCACUGCUCACCCCGUGGUGCGUUUCUCCUGUGUGGACUGUGAGCCCAUGGUGAUUGACAAACUUCCCUUUGACAAAUACGAGAUGGAGCCAUCCCCACUCACCCAGUACAUCCUGGAAAGGAAAUCCCCGCACAUGUGCUGGCAGGUUUUUGUUAGCAGCAGUGGGAAGCAAAACGACCUCGGAAAACCGUUUGGCUACCUCAAGGCCAGCACCGCCCUGACCUGUGUUAAUCUGUUUGUCAUGCCUUACAACUAUCCGGUCCUUCUUCCGCUCCUCGACGAUUUAUUUAAAGUUCACAAAUUCAAACCAAACCUGAAGUGGCGACAGGCCUUCGAGAUGUACCUGAAGACGAUGCCUCCGUACUACCUGCUGCCCUUAAAAAAGGCAAUGAGGAUGAUGGGAGCACCAAACCUCAUCGCCGACACAAUGGACUGCGGCUUGAGUUAUAGCAUAAUUUCAUACCUGAAGAAGCUCAGCCAGCAGGCAAAAAUUGAAUCAGACCGCCUAAUUGUGUCCGUGGGGAAAAAAGCGCCUCAAGAAACGGGCAUAAAGGUGAAGAACCACUCCAGCGCUCUCUCUCUGGCCCAUCGGCGGGACUUCAAGCAGCUGCUGCAGGGAAUCACCGGAGAGGGGCCUCUCCGCCUGGUCGACAUCAACUUCAAAGAGUUCGCCGGCUUCCAGAUCGCUCUUCUCAACAAGGAUGUGAAACCGCAAGCUUACCGGAACGCCUACGACAUCCCGAGGCGAAACCUCUUGGAUCAGCUCACCAGAAUGCGCACCAACCUGCUGCGGACCUCGUUGAAGUUGAUCCGAGGCCAAGACGAAGACUUCCUGCACAGCAUUCCAGUGGCUCAGAUGGGCAACUACCAGGAGUACUUGAAGAUGAUGCCGUCUCCGUUAAGAGAGAUUGAUCCCGAUCAACCCAAACGGCUUCACACGUUUGGGAAUCCUUUCAAGCAGGAUAAAAAGGGCAUGAUGAUCGACGAGGCGGACGAGUUCGUGGCCGGACCUCAGAACAAGAAGCGGGGCCACUCCGGCGACCCCAACUCCAGCGGCACCGUGAAGCGAAGACGGAGCAUGUCCCCAUUGCUGCGGCGACCGCAGACCCCGCCGGGCAGCACCAACCAUGUGGCGGUGGGGAAGAGUCCAGGCCAGCAGAAUCUCCUCAAACCCCCGUCACAACACAAAGAUGGGAACAACAUGGUGCUCACCGAGAGCAACGGCGACGGAUUCCUCGGCCUGGACUCUGGCGAGAUCUGGCCCGGCGAGGCGGAUACAGAGGCGCUCUGUCCGUCCCCGUUGAUGCUGGAAGAUAAGACGGGAUUGGCGGAGCCGUUUCAGGCGGAGGAGGCGAGCGUGGUGGAGGACGAAGAUCACCUGGAGGAGCAGACGACGGAGGAGAGGCACAACUGCGACCGCCUGAGUCCGCAGAGCGAGCUGGACGGCAGCGAAGACGACUUCGCCGCGCUCGACACCAUUUACAUAACCCCGCUGGACGGCUGCCAAGCCGAGCUGAGGAGCAGAGUCAUCAAGGAGGUCCGCAAACCUGGACGGAACUAUAAAUCCAUACUCAGUCUGCUGCAGCAGGUGAAAGGACCGGUGAACAUUCGAAAGUACUUCAUCCAACAUGCAAUCAAAGAAGCUUUGAGGUUCAAGAAGCGCGUGUUGAUCCAGCAGCUGGAGACCGCCCUGGCCGAAGUGGAGGACGACACGGCGCCGUGCUCUCCGCUUCCCAACGAUCACGGCAGGUAGUAAACCCGCAGAAACCCACCAGCGUCCUGUCCCGUUUUUCAUCACCGCCGGGUUUCGCCGCCGCCAAAACACCUCCGCCGCGAGCGGAGGAUUCGGAGAUGCAGAGAAAGGAAGCGCCGCCGUCGCGUUGCUGUCGUUUAACCGGAUGGGGGCGAGGGGUCCUUCAGAACUGAGCCGCUUGCGACGAACACGCUGAUGUCGACAGAGACCGUAAACUCCCGGACGGCUUUCGUCAGUGAGGACAAGUCCAGCAGACUCACAUACUCCUUUAGACGAAAAGCCACACAGCUGGCCUGAUCCUCACGUGUGUCAGAUACUGGUCAUGUACUGGUUUCCUCCCCCAAUCACCCCAGCUGUUACAAACAGACCCGUUUUCAGCUGGUCUGAAAGUCGUUCUCAUUUAUAAAUAUUCUUUUACGCGACUAAAAAAAGAAAAAAAGAAAUAGAGAAAAGCUUAAACAUUCAUGUAAAGUUGUGGCUGACAGGACGAAUCGGGUUAAGCCAGAUUACGUCUGCAACAAAAA
This is a messenger RNA of Xiphophorus couchianus (Monterrey platyfish), 3365 nucleotides long. RefSeq names its product integrator complex subunit 6 like (gene ints6l). The coding region runs from base 175 to 2841 and encodes 888 amino acids. Gene Ontology annotation, biological process: snRNA 3'-end processing. The record is from RefSeq and is a predicted model, not a curated record. Gene Ontology annotation, cellular component: integrator complex. The transcript has 19 exons. Lineage: Eukaryota; Metazoa; Chordata; Actinopteri; Cyprinodontiformes; Poeciliidae.